Molecule: messenger RNA, 1935 nt
Organism: Penicillium longicatenatum
Lineage: Eukaryota; Fungi; Ascomycota; Eurotiomycetes; Eurotiales; Aspergillaceae
Product: TLD domain-containing protein
Exons: 2
Coding region: 1-1935 (644 amino acids)
Source: RefSeq, a predicted model, not a curated record
AUGGGUGCCGGUCAGUCCACCGAAUAUAGUGGAGCAACACCAGAGGAGCUGAGCUACAUUCUUGCGGAACGUUUCGCAACCAAAUGUUUCACACCACUGGAGCUCACACAUUUCAAAGACAAUUUCUUUUCUCGCGCUUUGGAACAGGGCGGUCUCAAAUACUGGAAUGAGAAGACCUUGUCUGAUUUUUUGGGUAUUCCCGAUGGGAGCUUCGCCGACACUCACGAUAACCCCGUUGAUGCGGGACCGGUCCUGUUCCGUAUGGUGUCAUAUCUUGGUGCCUUUCCAUUCCAGAAUACCAUGGCUCCAAGUGUCUUGACCUUCGACGCGAUGGUGAAAGUUGUCGUGCUGCUGACCGAGCGCUAUGGGAAAGCCUUGCGGCGGGGACGCAAGGACCGGGUGAAGUUAUUGUUUGGUAGUCUUGCCGACGUUGGGAAGAAGGAUAUGGCACAUGAUGGUCAGAAGGCAGAGGGAGGUGACAACAAAUUGGCCAUAGAGGAGGGAGAAUCGGCUUUUGAUACUCAGACUCAUGCGCCUGGCUUCUCGAUCGAUCAACCGGCGAAUGAUGAUUAUGACGAGGAUGAAGAUGAUGACCUUGCUCUUGCUGCACUGGAAUCACUUGAUGCAAUUGAAGUCUUUAAGCACGAUCAUCGGGUUGAUCAGACAGUUUACGAAACCCGAAUAUCGAUUGAUACGUUUCGGCGGCUGUUGAUGCUGCUGCUUGUUAUUGCGCCUUUGAAACCUCUAGAAUCUGUGAAGACCUAUACUUCCGAUUUCGGCCCGGAAAGAGUCGAUGCAAUUCAGAAAGAGGCUGAUAGCAUUAUUGCCGCGUUUUCCCCGGAGGAAACCGAUGGGGGCAUCUCAUAUCGGGCUUUUGCCAGGACGGUCUCGUCGUCACUGCCAUAUCUCUUUGAUCCGUUAACACCGUUAUUCGAACAUCUUCUUUUCAGCAAGAAUUUGAACCUUUCUCAGAGACGACAGAGAGGAGCAGCUCCAGAGUCAGAGGAAGAGCCAAUGGAGAAACCUGAGGAAAUCCUUCCUCCCGCACCGGUAAUGCUCCCUGGCAGCUUCGAAUCGACGAUUCUGACCCCGACACUCUUGUCUCACUUGUCAUUUUUCCUGCCUUCCGUGUCAGCAUCUUUGAAUCUCUUUCGCAGUGGAGUUCGCCUUCACCCUGUCUUCUCCACUGCCGCCCAUGGUUCCUCACUCACCUCAUUUUCCCAUCAUGUCUUGACUUGGCAAUCCGCUUCUCUCCUCAUUCUACAGGGUGUAGUGGAAGGUUCUUCUGAGGAGCUUAUUACAAUAGGGGCAUAUCUACCGCAGUCCUGGAAGUCAUCCUCGUCUAGCAGCAGUAGUUCCUCAAAUCAACCCACCAGCCCCUUACCCUACCUCUUCCAGCUAUGUCCAACUCACCAAGUCCUCCAAGGGAACUCUUCCCCCUCUGUUGCUCAGAAAUCCAAUCUCCCGGCAGCUUGGUUCUCUACACAUUCCGGCAUUGCAAUCGGAUGUCAAAUCCCCCCCUCCUCCCGCACUCACCAAACACAUCCGAGUCCUCAUGGUGCAGGUAGUCUACUCAUCGACGUCAAUCUCGAAUCAGCUGAACUGCACGUUGCGCCGGUCCGUCAUGAUGGUGUCUUCCUGCCACCAAGUACUGCAUCUAUCAACGACAAGCCAACGAGGACCAGACUGGAUUUAUAUAGUCUUGAGAUCUGGGGUGUUGUCCCAGAUCCAGAGAUAGCAUCUUCUUCCGACCCAAACUCAAAUGCCGUUGAGGCGCAGCGUGCGAGAUGGGAGUUCGAAGCACGUGAAGCAGAAAGAAGACGCAAUGUCAAUCUUAAAGCUGGAGCAGGUGAUUCAGCAAAGGAGAGUGCUCGAUGGCUUUUGGAGACGGCGGGCAUUAUUGGAGAUGAAGCGCAACAAUAUGGGCAUUCUUAA